Molecule: messenger RNA, 272 nt
Organism: Candidula unifasciata
Lineage: Eukaryota; Metazoa; Mollusca; Gastropoda; Stylommatophora; Geomitridae
Source: the annotation of a GenBank genome assembly
GGUCAGAGUCACGUUGUUCCAGCUCACAGGGGGAUGACGAGGUGCAGAGCCACCGGUUAAUGAUGAAGAAGGAGAUCCACAAGAGGACCCUGCUGGGGUAUGAUGGGCAGGAGCACACCAGUGUGUAUGAGGAUUCCCAGAUACAGCAGGACACUGAACCACCUGAGGAGCUUCGCGAGUCUAUGCAGGAGAUCAUCAAUCAGUUCAUGCAGAUGGCACCUGAGCCCACGAACCUUCAUCUGCUGGAUGAGUCUGUGGAGGAGGAGGUCUGA